Anguilla anguilla (European eel) is the source of this 6129-nucleotide messenger RNA. It is a transcript of the gene anapc1, whose product is annotated as anaphase promoting complex subunit 1. Bases 212 to 6067 code for a protein of 1951 amino acids. Gene Ontology annotation, molecular function: molecular adaptor activity. The record is from RefSeq and is a predicted model, not a curated record. NCBI's taxonomy places the organism in Eukaryota, Metazoa, Chordata, Actinopteri, Anguilliformes, Anguillidae. Gene Ontology annotation, biological process: protein K11-linked ubiquitination; anaphase-promoting complex-dependent catabolic process; metaphase/anaphase transition of mitotic cell cycle. The transcript is spliced from 48 exons. Gene Ontology annotation, cellular component: anaphase-promoting complex.
GAUAGCAAGAUGGCCGCGGCCGUUUGAAAACGGUGCUGUCUACUCUUAUUUCUCUAAAUCAUUCAAUUUGCCCGGCUAUUGUUGUUUUAUGUUUCAGUUAUAUAGUAUACUAAGUGUGACCAACAGAACGACCCCACAUAAAGACAAGGACUCCGAGAGCCAUCCAUAGACUAUUCGUUAUUAACAGAAAUAAUGCUGAUAUCUGGAACUCAUGUCGAACGUCUAUGAAGAGAGAGCCACAAUGAUAGCCGCAGGGGAAUUGCAGUCCUUUGUUCCGUUCGGCCGUGAGCACUGCAAGAACCACCCGAAUGCAGUGAACCUGCAGCUGCGCCAGCUGCAGCCGGCCUCAGAGCUGUGGUCCUCGGACGGGGCGGCCGGGCUGGUGGGGUCACUCCAAGAAGUUACGUUGCAGGAAAGGGAGAAGGAGUGGUGGGACCUGAGGAAAGGUGCCGGGGGAGACAACGAUGAAGCCGAGUACGAGGAGGAGCUCUACGUGGCAGGGAACAUGGUGAUCUGGAGCCGGGGUACCAAGAGCCAAGCCUCGUACGUGUACAAGGCCUUCACCGUGGACAGUCCGGUCCAGCAGGCUUUGUGGUGUAACUUCGGUGUGCCUCAGAACAAAAAGGGUGAGCAAGAUGUUGUGGAGCAAACGGUGUGCAUCGUCCAGAGCACCUGCGUGAAUGUUCACAGCAUGAGUGGGAAAGACUUCAUUUCCCCACUGCCUUUUCAGGUUUCCACUCUGUGGCCGACGAAGUUUGGCCUCCUGUUUGAGCGCAAGAACCCGUCGUCCGACGUGCCCAUGAGCCCCCCCAGGGAACCUCUGCCCACGGUCUUCAGCAUGCUGCACCCUCUGGAUGAGAUCGCCCCUGUGGUCUGCAGGUCCACAGGCCUUCUCGAAGCGCCCCGCGUGCAGUAUGUCUCGGACAGCACCCUGAGGAUCGUCUUCUCCAGCUGCGAGCCGUCCAUCAUCAUGACCUACGACACGGUGCAGUGCGCCCACACGGUCUGGGCGCUGCGCAAAGUCACCAGCGAGGAGCAAUCGAUGGUGUUGAAGUGCCCAGAGCAGGUGGCCACGCCCCAGAACUUGAUGGCCCCCAGCUUCCUCAACACUCACCUCCGCAACGUCUCCAAGAUGGACUCCCCGGCUUCGCCCUUUCACAGCUACUCCCUGCACAGCCAGAACCGGAUGACCUCGUCCCCAGGGCUGCACUCUCGCGCCCAUUCCCCCACCAUAUCCAACAUGGCCGCUCUCAGCCGCGCCCACUCACCUGGCAUGGCCACGCCCUCCUUCUCUGGGACCCAGCGCUUUAACAUGUCCUGCCACUCCCCUCUGCCCCGAGGUCACAGCCUCCUGGCCUCGCCCAACAGCACGCUCAACGACUCUGUGGUCCUGCCCGAGAUGGAGCCCAUCGUCCCCGAGCUCUGCAUCGAGCAUCUCUGGGCCGAGAACGCCUCCAGCUGCAGGGAUAAGAGCUGCCAGGCCUCCAAGGUGUUCAUCAUAUCAGACCUGUGUGACACCAAGUUCCUCUGCUUCCUGGUGGAGUCCCAUCAGCAACUCAGGUGUGUGAAGUUCAUUGAAAGCAAUGACCAGAACCAGCUGAUAUUCGUCUCCGUCACCUCCAUUCCCGCCAAAGACGCUGCCCCACUGGAGAACAUAGAUGCCAUGCUGGUGUUGGAAGCCAACGGAAGUCUUGUUUUGUACACCGGAGUCUCUAGGGUGAGCAAGCUGUUUGUUCCGGGGGUGCUGGCUCCCUCCCUCAGCCUGUCGAACCCGAUGCCGCACCCCAGCACCCCCGUGGACAGCGUCAGCACCCCCGCCAACGCGGCGAGCCGCCACAUCAGCUGUCUGGACGAGGCGGUGAUGCCCUCUCCCGUGCUGGAGCUGCGGAGCUCGAUGAAGCACCACGAGUCUUCCUCCUGGCUGGAGGACUGCACCUUCCAGCACACCGUGCCUUACGUACACACCCUCAGAGACCCCGUGCACAACAGAGUCACCCUGGAGCUGAGCAACGGCGCCAUGCUUCGGAUUACCGUUCCUGAGAUCGCCACGUCUGAGCUGGUGAAAAAGUGCCUGCAGGCCAUCAAGUUCAUCCUGCCCAAGGAGACGGCCGCCAAGGUGCUGAUCAAGUGGUACAACAUCUACAACGCGCCCGGCGGUCCCAGCGCGCACCUGGAGUGGAGCCUGUUCGUCACCUGCUUCAUGACCCUCAUGGGCUACAACACCGACCGGCUGGCCUGGACGCGCAACCUUGACGUUGAAGUGCCUCUCUCCCCUGUGAUUGCGCCGAAGAAGGCCCGCCCCUCGGAGACGGGGUCGGACGAUGACUGGGAGUACCAGCGCUGCUCAGACUACCACUGGCAGGUGGAGUCUCUGCCCCUGAGCAGAGCUCUGCGGCUGGAGCCUGUGGAGGCCCCGCCCUGUGCUGACGAUGGCCCCGCCCCCCUGCGGCUGGACCCCUCGGCCCCCCUGUUCCCCCACAUCCCCGCCGUCUUCUUCGUGCUGCACCUGCUCUACGAGGAGCUCAAGCUGGACAACCUGAUGAUUAGGGGCACCCGCUCACUGGUGGUGCUGCUGCAGCAGCUGGCCAGGGACCUGCAGCUAGAAGACUAUAUCGAUCUGUACUGGCGAGACUAUCCCUCAUUCAUCAAAACCUUCAAGGAGGCCUGCGUCAUCGACCAGGCUCAGAUGGAGCAGAUGAACCGGCCCGCCUUCCUGUCGGCCGAGCCUCCCAGCAUCUUCAGGUGGUUCAGCAGCUGCCUGCGGGGGAAAGAGGUCUCUCCAUUUCCCUACCUGCCCGGAAUCUGCAAGAGGACCAAACUACUGGUGCUGAGCUUCGCCCUUUACAUCGUCGGCAACGACAACGCCGUGUCCAGCGACGAGUCCAAGUACCUGUCCAAGGUCACCGCGGGCCAGAAGAAAAACCUGAAUGAGCUGUCUUUCAGGAGGCAAAGCAGCGUGAAGCCUAGCGCCCCCUACUGCAGCCUGGCGGAGAAGCUGGUCAUCUGGCUCACGACGGCAGGAUUCACGCUGAAGGACCUGGACUCCGUCCCCUUUGGCAUAGCCCUCCCAAUCCGUGACGCCAUCUACCAGUGCCGUGAGCAGCCCUGCUCUGAUUGGUCGGAAGAUGUCUGCUUGCUGAUUGGACGGCAGGACCUCACCAAGCAAGCGCACAAGGUCACUCUGGCGAAAGGCAAAUCGACGGUGGGGGCGGGGCUGACGCUGGACGCCCCGGCGGCCUCGGAGGCGGCGGAGGAGGAGGAGGACGGCAUGAACGACGUCAACCAGGAGGUGACCUCGCUGAUCUGGAGCCAGGACCUGCGGGUGCAGGAGGCGCGGCGCCUCCUCCAGAGCUCCCGGCCCGUCCGCGUCAACGUGGUGCACCUCCCCGAGGUCAGCGACCACGAGUACAUCGAGGAGAAGGAGAACAAGCUGCUGCAGCUCUGCCAGCGGACCAUGGCCCUUCCUGUGGGAAGGGGGCUGUUCACCCUCUUCUCUUACCACCCCGUCCCGACCGAGCCCCUCCCCGUCCCAAAGCUGAAUCUGACCGGUCGGGCUCCGCCCAGGAACACCAUGGUGGACCUGAACAGCGGGAACAUCGACGUGCCGCCCAACAUGACGGCCUGGUCCAGCUUCCACAACGGGGUGGCGGCGGGCCUGAAGAUCGCCCCCGCCUCCCAGGUGGACUCUGCCUGGAUCGCCUACAACAAGCCCAAGAGCACCGAGCUGGCCAAUGAGUACGCGGGCUUCCUCAUGGCCCUGGGCCUCAACGGUCACCUCACCAAGCUGGCUACGCUCAACAUCCACGACUACCUCACCAAGGGUCACGAGAUGACCAGUAUCGGGCUGCUCCUGGGCGUUUCGGCCGCCAAGCUGGGCACCAUGGACAUGUCAAUCACGCGGCUGCUGAGCAUCCACAUCCCCGCCCUGCUCCCGCCCACGUCCACCGAGCUGGACGUGCCGCACAACGUGCAGGUGGCCGCCGUGGUGGGCAUCGGCCUGGUGUACCAGGGCACCGGGCACCGGCACAACGCCGAGGUGCUCCUCGCCGAGAUCGGUCGCCCCCCGGGUCCUGAGAUGGAGUACUGCACCGAUCGGGAGUCGUACUCGCUGGCGGCCGGGCUGGCGCUGGGCAUGGUGUGCCUGGGGCAUGGCAGUAACCUCAUCGGCAUGACCGACCUCAACGUCCCAGAGCAGCUGUACCAGUACAUGGUGGGGGGUCACCGUCGCACCCACGUGGGCAUCAACCGGGAGAAGCACAAGUCGCCCAGCUACCAGAUAAAGGAGGGCGACACCAUAAAUGUGGACGUCACCUGUCCUGGUGCGACUCUGGCUUUGGCCAUGAUCUACCUGAAAACCAACAACAGGUCUAUCGCUGAUUGGCUGCAGGCUCCGGACACCAUGUUCCUAUUGGACUUCAUCAAACCCGAGUUCCUGCUGCUGAGGACUCUGGCCCGCUGUCUCAUCAUGUGGGACGAGAUCGUGCCCAACUCUGAUUGGGUCAACAGCAACGUACCUCAGAUCAUCCAGGAGAACCUCGUGUGGCAGGAAGAAGGUCCGGUCUCGGAGGAUCUGAACAUAGAGACUCUAGCCCAGGCCCAUGACUACAUCAUCGCCGGGGCCUGCAUGGCCGUGGGGUUCCGUUUCGCCGGGUCCGCCAACUCCGAUGCUUUCGACUGUCUGUACCGCUUCGCCAGGACCUUCAUGGAGUGCCUGACAACAACCGCGGCUACCGUGACGGGCCACUACAACAUUCAGACGUGCGUGAGCAUGGUUCUGCUGGCCAUCUCCAUGGUGAUGGCGGGGUCGGGGAACCUGCGCGUGCUGCAGCUCUGCCGCUUCCUGCACAAGCGCACCAGCGGCGAGAUGAACUACGGCUUCCACAUGGCGCACCACAUGGCCCUGGGCCUGCUCUUCCUGGGAGGGGGGAGGUACACCCUCAGCACCUCGAACUCGGCCAUCGCUGCCCUCCUGUGCGCCCUGUACCCCCACUUUCCCGCUCACAGCACUGACAACAGGUAUCACCUGCAGGCCCUGCGGCACCUGGCUGUGCUGGCCGCUGAGCCCCGCCUGCUGGUCCCCGUGGACGUGGACACCUGCAAGCCCUGCUACGCCCUGCUGGAGGUCACCUACAAGGAGACGCAGUGGUACGGGGAAACCACUGUGGAGCUGAUGGCCCCCACCAUGCUGCCUGAGCUCCACCUCCUCAAACAGAUCAGAGUCAAAGGGCCGAGAUACUGGGAGCUGGCGAUCGAUAUCAGCAGAGGAACGCAGCAUUUGCAGUCCAUCCUGGCGCGGGACGGGGUGCUGUACGUCAAGCUCCGAGCGGGACAGCUGCCCUACAAGGACGACCCGCGGGGGUGGAAGAGCCUGCUGGCCCCCAACGUCCACAACAGGAACCCCGAGGUGUGGACGUUCAAGCCCGAGGCCAUCUCCACCUUCACUUCCGACCCGGCCCUGGUCUCCUUCGCCGAGUACUUCUGCAAGCCUGCCGAAAACAUGAAACACAAAGGAGACACGCUGGCCCUGUUCUCGGCGAUCCUGUACGAGUGCGUGACGCAGGAGAACCCCGAGAUGCUGCCGACCUACAUAGCGAUAGAUCAGGCAGUGAAGAGCCUGGCUCAGGGGGAGAUGACAGAGACCUUUGCGCUGGGGCAGCUGGGGCUGGUGCUGGACGUGUGCGAGUGUCGCGUGCUGCAGGAGAGGAUGAGGAGGCCCGAGGGGCGGGGCCUGCUGCUCAGCUCCGAGUUCCUGCCCGUCAUGAAGUGCUCUGUGGACAACACCCUCGACCGCUGGCUCUGUGAUAACAGCCACGUCCUGCGGGCCUACAUUAGCGGCCAGGCCUACACUAAGGACAUGGAGACCAGCAUGCUGGCCUGCUUCCUGGUCUACCACUCCAUCCCCUGCCUUGCGAUAAUGGCUGGAACACACAUGGAGGGUUGCAGGACGUUUGCGGAGCUGCUGCUGAGCUUCAGUCAGCUGGGCGUCCCGGUGCGCUCCGUGCUCCGCCUGGCCCCCCUCCUGCUGAGGAACGGCGACGCUUUCGCGGCCGGCCCCCCCGUCUUCUGAGCCGCCGGAGUCCGCCAUCGCUGCCUGCGGGGGUUCCACAGCACCGCGGGGUCUUCUCCCCA